Penaeus indicus is the source of this 2966-nucleotide messenger RNA. RefSeq names its product transmembrane protein 127-like. Lineage: Eukaryota; Metazoa; Arthropoda; Malacostraca; Decapoda; Penaeidae. The transcript is spliced from 6 exons. The record is from RefSeq and is a predicted model, not a curated record. Bases 301 to 1137 code for a protein of 278 amino acids. Gene Ontology annotation, cellular component: membrane. Gene Ontology annotation, biological process: negative regulation of TOR signaling; negative regulation of cell population proliferation.
ACCUCAACUUCAGGGCGAGAACCCAGGGAAAGAGUGGACUUAAAAUAAGAAAAUCCUGUGGAUUGUGGGCGAGUAACACCAUCUUAAGUUUGAAGCAACUUCCCAAUAACUUGUACUUGAGUACGUGGGAAUAGUGACAAUAAGUCAGAUGCUUGGAUACUACACCUCUACAAGAAACUUUAUCCAUAAACUACUGAACAUGACGUAGUCUUGUAAAUCAUUGCUCAUUACACCUGAGUUCAUGCUCACACAACCAAGAAUAUUUUUCAUUCAUUCACAACAACAAAGAUUAAAGCAGGAAUGCCGACUCUUCCGGCCUCUGCUGUUGGGGGCCUAUACUCCAGAAGGCGUCAGCAGGUCAGACGUGACCAUGACAAGAAUAUCAUGUCUGGGGUGGUCAGCAUUAUUGUAAUUGUUGUAGUGUGUGCCUGCCUAAGCCAACCUCAGUGGUUCUGGUUGGAUGGAGGAGGUUGUACCACACAUACUAUUGGCCUAUAUAUGUUUUUCCACCCGGGAGAGUUCCAAGCAACUGAAGGAACAACUUACAGCUCUUCAACUUCCCACCUAAUAUAUUAUGCAAAUGGCCACAAGCUGAAAUUUUGUGUGACUCCAGAAAUUGUAACCUUGAUGAGAGUUGUCAUUGGUCUUAUCUUUGUGAUGAUUUGUGCAUCGUUAAUUCAAAUGAUGCUCGACAUAACUGGCCCAACAGGCAGAAUCCUGAAGUGCGUCAGAAAAAAUGCGGUAGCUGGGAUUAUAUCAGUUUUGGUGUGUGUAGUGUGUGUUGGUGUAUGCUACUACAUUACUACCUUGAUAGAAACACAACAAGAGGCCACAAAGCCAGUGACUGGACCAGCAGCAUCUGCUAGAGUGCAGAUUAAACUAGACGUUGGGUUUUACCUUCUCAUAUUUGCAGGUGGCAUGUCUGUGAUGGCAGUGGGAUGCAGCUGGCUACGACCAGCACACAUUUUCCAGGAUGGAGAUGCAGCUCCCUUAGUAGAAGAGUGGGGUGGCCUGGAGGGCAUGGAGACCUUCUCUGUUCCUCCAGGUAGUUCACUAGGACCAUACCUGCCCUACCUACAUGAUAUGGAGCCGCCCCCGCCAGUUGAAGGGCACCCUCCUCCUCCAUAUACUCCAUAGUAAUUUCAUUCUAGAUUAGUAGCCAAAGGUUAAGGAUAUGUAUUAUUUAUAUUAUUUAUGCAUUAUGCAUCUUUAGAGAUAGCCAUAUUUCCAUAUAUUGAUAGAAUAUAUAUGUAUAUAUAUAUAUAGACUGAUAAAUGUCAUUAUAUUUUUUUUUAUUCAGGGUUGUGAUAUAUAAUUUUUUUAUGCAGGGUUGUGACUUUGUAUCACUCCUAGUUCUAAAAAUAUUGUCUAGUGUAAGUUACUCAAGCUUUCAAAUUUAUUGUAUCUCCACAAAUCACUAUGGUCUAAGGAGAGAAUAAUCAAGAUAAAGUUGCUUAUUCUUAUUAUUUUUAUUUUUAUCAUAAUAUAUUUAUUUAUUGAUGUUUUUUUGUUUUUUUUUUCAAAGCAGCAGGUACAUUGUCAUUGCAUCUGCUCCAUGUAAAGUAUGAUAGCAUGUGAGAAAAAAGAAAGAAAUCUCUUUGUAAAAGAGUAUUGAGCUAAUAGUUAUGUAAAUACACUGUCCAAAUUAGUUUUUUUUUCUAUUUUGUUUAUGCUUGCAAGGGUUUACUAGCAUUUAGUUACAAAAGAGUCAAUUGCUAUGCCUGCCUGACCUCACUUUUUUACCCAUUAGUUAAGAUUGGGGAUUUUUUUUUUAAUUCCUAAUACUAUUAUUGAUAGUAAUAGUAUCAUAAAAUCAGUAUUAUAGUAUUGGUAGCCUUGUUAAUUGACUCCUUGUUGACUAAGGAGGGAGCCAUCAGUGUGUAAAUAGAAUUGUUAAGAUGGAAUCAGUGGGCAGAGUAUGUGUACAUGGAUUCCCAUUGUCAGUUUGUUAGCUUUGUAAGGGCACUGGGCAGGUACAAAAAGGGAAAUUAUUAAGUCGUAUCGAUCAAUACCUAAAACUCAGUAUUUAGUUUUCAUUUAUAUGCUUUGUUCGCAUUUGCAAAAGAGCAAUAUGAAAUAAAACAAGUGAGUCACUAAAGUAAUAUGAUUACUUAGUGUAUAUCAAGCUUACACAGAGAUUUAUUUUAUUUUAUUUUAUUUAUUUAUUUAUUUAUUUUUAGGAAUACAGUAUUUUACUUUAGUAAUAUUUGUUUAGUAGCUCCAAUAAUAGUUGUUUCUUGAAUUGGAAGAAAGGCAAAAAAAUGAAUAACUAAAAAAUAAUAAAUAGAUAAAUAAAAUAAUCUGUUGUGUUUACUGUAUUAUUGUUUUGUGAAAUGUCUCUGCACAUAGAUGGCUCUGCAAGUGCUUAGCCACAAAGGAGUCAACAGUAGACCUUAUAACCUGACAUGAUUUUACCUUUCCUCGAGUUUGCAAGAAAAUUUUUCUUUUUGCUAAGGCUUUCAAUAUCAAUGCUGUUAUUUUUAUUAUAGACAUUAUAAUUAUUAUAGUGGUAUUGUUAUUACUAACAACAGUAUAAAAUACCAGAAAAUAUUUUUGAAAAUCAAAGAAAAGGGUAAACAGGCACUCGUAAUUGGCUCAUUGGAGACUUAGUACUUGUGGAACUUUCUAAGUGUUAAAACAUUAAAUGAAUUAAACUCACGGUAGGCAUGGCAUGUACAUACAUUCCAUCCCCAGUGGCUCUGGGCUAAGCCUCAGUGUUAUAGAAAUACCGGGCAAAUGAUAAUUCGUGCCAGAAAGAAUGCUAAAGAAUCAUGAUUAAAGAAUGUAAUAGUGGAAGUAACCUACACAGUCUUUAGGAAGCACAUAAAUUGCUGAAUGUAAAAUGUUCAACAGCAGAUAGCAACACCUUUGAUAACAAGAGUAGCUAGAGGGUAUUGUAUAAGUCACAAUUAUAUUGUACUUUGAAAGUGAUAUUUUCUGAAUGUUAAUAAAAGUGUGUGUAUGAA